Messenger RNA from Musa acuminata AAA Group (dessert banana), 1863 nucleotides. Its product is annotated as V-type proton ATPase subunit B 2. NCBI's taxonomy places the organism in Eukaryota, Viridiplantae, Streptophyta, Magnoliopsida, Zingiberales, Musaceae. Gene Ontology annotation, cellular component: proton-transporting V-type ATPase, V1 domain. The record is from RefSeq and is a predicted model, not a curated record. Gene Ontology annotation, biological process: proton transmembrane transport; ATP metabolic process; vacuolar acidification. Gene Ontology annotation, molecular function: proton-transporting ATPase activity, rotational mechanism; ATP binding. The transcript is spliced from 15 exons. The coding region runs from base 102 to 1565 and encodes 487 amino acids.
UUUUCUUAUCUCAUUUAUAAUUAUUUCUUCCUCCCCCAUCGCAUCAUCCCCCUUCCAUCGCUUUCUCCUUCCCACUGUCGAUCCAAUCUGAGGUUGUUAGAAUGGGCGAGGCAAAGAAGCUCGUAGACAUGGAGGAGGGAUCCCUGGAAAUUGGCAUGGAGUACAGGACUGUUUCUGGAGUUGCAGGACCUCUAGUCAUCUUGGAGAAAGUGAAGGGCCCCAAGUACCAGGAGAUUGUUAAUAUACGAUUAGGAGAUGGCACCAUACGACGCGGUCAGGUCCUGGAAGUCGAUGGUGAAAAAGCUGUUGUACAGGUUUUUGAAGGAACUUCGGGUAUCGACAACAAAUACACCACUGUCCAAUUCACUGGCGAGGUUUUGAAAACACCUGUGUCUCUUGAUAUGCUUGGAAGAAUUUUCAAUGGUUCUGGAAAGCCUAUUGAUAAUGGCCCUCCAAUUUUACCUGAGGCUUAUUUGGAUAUAUCUGGAAGUUCUAUCAAUCCCAGUGAACGAACCUAUCCUGAAGAAAUGAUCCAAACUGGAAUAUCUACCAUUGAUGUUAUGAAUUCCAUUGCUCGAGGACAGAAGAUCCCCCUUUUUUCUGCUGCCGGUCUCCCUCACAAUGAAAUAGCUGCUCAGAUUUGUUGUCAGGCUGGUCUUGUGAAGCGUCUUGAAAAAUCUGACAAUCUUUUAGAGGAUGAAGAGGACAACUUUGCUAUCGUAUUUGCUGCUAUGGGAGUAAAUAUGGAAACUGCACAAUUCUUUAAACGUGAUUUUGAAGAAAAUGGUUCAAUGGAGAGAGUGACUCUUUUUCUAAAUUUGGCAAAUGACCCCACAAUUGAGCGCAUUAUUACUCCACGAAUUGCACUCACAACAGCAGAAUAUUUAGCUUAUGAAUGUGGAAAACAUGUCCUUGUCAUCCUAACUGACAUGAGCUCGUAUGCAGAUGCACUUCGUGAGGUAUCAGCAGCUCGAGAAGAAGUGCCCGGUAGACGUGGUUAUCCAGGGUAUAUGUACACUGAUCUGGCAACAAUAUAUGAGCGUGCUGGCCGUAUAGAGGGAAGAAAAGGCUCUAUCACACAGAUACCCAUAUUAACCAUGCCAAAUGAUGAUAUUACCCACCCCACCCCUGAUCUUACUGGUUACAUCACUGAAGGCCAAAUUUAUAUUGAUAGGCAACUCCAUAAUCGACAGAUAUAUCCUCCUAUCAAUGUCCUUCCUUCUCUUUCUCGAUUGAUGAAGAGUGCUAUUGGUGAGGGCAUGACCCGUCGUGAUCAUGCUGAUGUCUCUAACCAGCUCUAUGCCAAUUAUGCCAUCGGAAAGGAUGUUCAAGCAAUGAAAGCAGUUGUGGGAGAGGAGGCACUAUCGUCUGAGGAUUUGCUCUACCUUGAGUUCCUAGACAAGUUUGAAAGAAAAUUUGUCGCUCAAGGGGCCUAUGACACUCGUAACAUCUUCCAGUCACUUGAUCUUGCAUGGACUCUCCUGCGUAUCUUCCCUCGCGAACUUCUCCACCGCAUACCUGCAAAGACGUUAGAUCAGUACUACAGCAGAGAUGCCGCCCACUGAUUUUGUCUGGACGACUCCAAAGUUUCAUCUGCUGUGCCACGAGGAAGCUGCUGGCUAUACUAAAAGCUCAGAAACUCGAGACUCUUUUCUGCUUGAUUGUGCAGAUUCAUUUCUUCUCCCUUUGCUAUUGAAUCUUAGAGCUGAACCUCUAUUGUAAUAUUAAGAUCUUGUACACCAAUUAAUUAUGGUUUUAUUUUGGUAUUUGUUGAAAAACCAAAAUUCGUUAUUAUUAUUGUAACUCUACACUCGCUGCUUUUUAAUGAUAAUGAAGACCACUAUGCAGGAAUUUUGUGCUGAA